UUACAUUCUUGAGAUUUAAGUUUCAAUUCUUACUCUCUCCCCACAAUUACUCUCCUGCGUCGCUCUUCUCCGUUCUGUAGAUCGUUGGACCUCUUUCUCGCCUCUGUUAUUCUUUUCAGUUGAGCUUCCUCAUCUAAACGGUGCUGAACUUGCUGGGAUAGACACAUGGACUUGGAUCAUUAUGCCGUUCUUGGGUUACCUUCGGGUGAGGAAGAUGCCAAGCUCACAGAGAAAGAGAUAUCUAAAGCAUACAGAGCAAAGGCUUUGGAGUUGCACCCUGACAAGAGGCCCGAUGAUCCAAAUGCACAUGAAAAUUUCCAAGCACUGAAGUCAUCCUAUGAAAUUCUGAAGGACGAGAAGGCAAGGAGAUUAUUCGACGAUCUUCUACGAGUUAAGCGCAAGCAGCAUCGUCGACAAUCUGAGUGUGACUCUAAGCGACAGAGAACGAUGACCGACCUUGAAGCAAGAGAACGAGCUGCAUUUGAUCCUGACCCUGCUACAAAAGAUCAAGAAGAAGAAGAAAAAAUUUCGAGGAAGCUUAAGGAAGAGAUAGCAAGAAUUCGAGCUAUGCAUGAAAGGAAAGCAGCACCUAUCCCAUCUGCAAUGAAGCAGGGUGACGAGGAGUUAGAAAGCCGUAAAUUUGGUAGUGCUGGGCUUGCAUUGGGUAAAGAGCGGAUGCUUAAAGUUUCUUGGGAUAAGACCGGUGAGGAUUACACAGCAGAGAACUUGAGAGAGUUAUUUUCAAAGUUUGGUGAAGUUGAAGAUGUAGUCAUUAAGCAUAACAAGAAGAAAGGUUCAGCCCUUGUUGUGAUGUCAACUAAAGAUGCUGUUAUUGCCUCUACAAGAUCUGAAUUUGGCGAUCUUUCUAACCCUUUGCUAGUUUUACCACUUCAACCCCUUUUCGAAACCAAGAUGCCUGAUGCUGAGAGACCACCGGAUCUUGGUCAGAAGAAUAAUUUGGUGGGAGCUGGUUAUCAAGCAUUUGAAGACAGUAUCUUAAAGAAACUCCAAAAGGUAUUCUCGUCUGCCUUCCAAACCUUCUAUUAUGCCUUUUUCUAUUUUUUCCCCCUAUUUUCUAUGCCCCUUAUAAUCUGUUGAUCACAAUAGGCUGCUGAGAAGCAAAAAUCAUAAGCUUAGCAUUGUCUAGAACAAUUGUAGCAGAUGAGUUGUGAUCAUCCUAUAAUGAAAAUUGAGGUAAAAGAACAUUUGCUUGCCACAUUUUUGGCAAUUGGUCUUAUCUUUUCCUAGGAACACCUAUUCCUUCACUGCCAUCUCACUUGGAAUCUAUCUUCUUGUUGUUCAAUGGCUUCAGCACAACCCGGUGUUUCCCAUAAUGUUGAGCAGAAACCUAGUCCUCUUGGUUUGUCAGGUAUCGAAGUUCUUGCUCAAGAGAGGCAUGGCUCGAAAGUAAUCAUAUGAGGCUCUUUAAAGAUAGGGAUCAAUUAGAAGAUGAGAUAUAUGAGAGAGUAGAUUAUCUAUGGCUUCUUUGGCCCCUCUUCUUUUGCAAUCAUGAUUCCAUUUUGGCCAACUGGAGGAAUCCUUAUCAACCCUUGUACUUGGUAUUUUUGUGGAUUGAAUGUUUUGUUUACUAUGAAAAGAAGUUUGAUUCUGUAGCCACGAACAAUUCAGUUACUGGAGAAAAUGAAAUGAAGAAUAAGAACACUUGCUGUUCUGAUAUGUUGUCAAACUAA
This is a messenger RNA of Momordica charantia (bitter melon), 1691 nucleotides long. NCBI's taxonomy places the organism in Eukaryota, Viridiplantae, Streptophyta, Magnoliopsida, Cucurbitales, Cucurbitaceae. The record is from RefSeq and is a predicted model, not a curated record.